AUGACAGAAGCCCUGACAAACACUGAUCUACAAGGCGCACUGCCUCUUGUUGCUCGCGGCAAGGUUCGCGAUCUUUACGAGGUUGACGAUAAGACUUUACUUUUCGUUGCGACUGAUCGCAUCUCUGCCUACGAUGUGAUAAUGGAGAAUGGAAUUCCUAACAAGGGUGUUCUUUUGACUCUUUGUACCAAGACCUGGUUCAAGAUCCUCUCGGAUGCUGUCCCCGGACUGCGCACACAUUUCAUUACCCUCGAUCUCCCACCCACUAUCCCAGAUUCCCUUCGACCCGUGCUGCAGAACCGGGCAAUGCAAGUUCGUAAGCUGCGGAUUCUUCCUAUUGAGGCAAUCGUUCGUGGAUACAUCACUGGGUCUGCUUGGAAGGAGUACCAGAAUUCCGGGACGGUGCACGGCAUUUCAGUUCCUGCUGGUCUCAAAGAGAGCGAGGUUUUCCCCAACGGGCCAAUUUAUACCCCAAGCACAAAGGCCGAGCAGGGGGAGCAUGAUGAGAACAUCCACCCAGACCAGGCUACCGCCAUUCUUGGAGAGCCUUAUGCGUCGAAAGUCGCCGAGCUGGCAGUGCAGCUGUACAAAGCUGCUCAUGCCUAUGCACUCGAGCGUGGCGUGAUUAUUGCCGAUACCAAGUUCGAGUUUGGUGUUGAUGAAGAGACAAACGAGGUUGUAUUGGCUGAUGAAGUUCUCACCCCGGAUUCCUCUCGUUUCUGGCCUAAGGAUUCUUAUGCUAUUGGAAAGGGGCAAUCAAGUUUCGAUAAGCAGUAUCUUCGUGACUGGUUGGUCUCCCAGGGUCUGAAAGGGAAAGAGGGCGUCCGAAUGACACCCGAGGUUGCGCAGCAAACCGCUGCCAAAUAUAAGGAGGCUUGGGAGAUGAUCACUGGCGGUAAGUAA
Penicillium angulare is the source of this 903-nucleotide messenger RNA. RefSeq names its product phosphoribosylaminoimidazolesuccinocarboxamide synthase. Gene Ontology annotation, cellular component: cytoplasm. Gene Ontology annotation, molecular function: phosphoribosylaminoimidazolesuccinocarboxamide synthase activity. Gene Ontology annotation, biological process: 'de novo' IMP biosynthetic process. The coding region runs from base 1 to 903 and encodes 300 amino acids. NCBI's taxonomy places the organism in Eukaryota, Fungi, Ascomycota, Eurotiomycetes, Eurotiales, Aspergillaceae. The transcript has 3 exons. The record is from RefSeq and is a predicted model, not a curated record.